Molecule: messenger RNA, 4744 nt
Organism: Prorocentrum cordatum
Lineage: Eukaryota; Dinophyceae; Prorocentrales; Prorocentraceae
Source: the annotation of a GenBank genome assembly
GUGCGCGUUCCGCCUGGACGCUGCGCGCGGCCGUGCUGCUGCUGGCGCCAGGACGGGCGCGCGGCGAGGACGGCGAGGACGACGGCGCCGAUCCGCUCGAGGCUUUCCCCCUGCACAAGGCCGCGAUGGAGGACGACGUGCGGGUGCUCGAGUCCCUCCUGGCGAGCAUACCCGACAAGGCUGCGCUGGCGUUGGAGGAGCAGGACGACGAGGGCUUGCGACCGCUGCACUACGCGGCCUACGCUGGCAGUGCUGGCGCGAUUGCCGCGCUGGCCGCCGCGGGGGCCUCCGUCGAGUCCAGGACAGAGGACGGGGGCCUGGCGGCGAUUCACUGGGCCGCGGGCCAGGGGCACGCGGGGGCCCUGCUCUCCGUGCUUUCCGCCAGGGCCGCGCUGGAGGGCGAGGACGCGGAGGGGCGCACCGCGCUGCACUACGCCGCGGCGCGGGGGCUCCUGGAGGCGGCGGAGACGCUGGUGGGCGCGCGCGCGAGGCUGGAGGCGCGGAGCGAGCGGGCCGUGACGCCCCUGCAGGUGGCCAGCGAGCGCGGCCACGCGGAGCUCGUGAGAGCCCUCUGCGCCGCGGGCGCGGACACCGCCGCGCGGGCGGACGCGGCGCGCAUGACGCCGCUGCUCGCCGCGGCGGCGACAGGGCACGCGGAGGUGAUCGCCGCGCUGGCGGCGGCGGGCGCGGCGCCCGGGCUGCCGGACGCGGAGGGCAGGUCGGCGCUGCACGUGGCCGCCGCCCACGGGCAGGCGGAGGCGGUUCGCCCCCUGCUGUCCAUGGGGCUCGAGGUGGACCUCCUUUCCGCCGACGGCGAUUCGCCCCUCCACGCGGCCGCGGCGGGCGGCCACGCGGCCGUGGCGUCGGUGCUGCUGGAGGCGGGCGCCUCGCCGCGUGCGCGGGACGCUGCGGGGCGGACGGCGCUGGAGCUCGCGCGCGCCGCAGGCCACGCAAACGUGACGGACCUGCUUGCCCAGGAGGUCCUGCAGCAGAAGUGGAGCGACCUGGACGCGGUGCUGAAGAACUGGGGGAAGACGGACGGGCGCGCGGUCAAGAGGUCGGACUUGCAGGACGCGAUGAGGAGGUUGGACGCUGCCUGGGCGAGCUUUGAGGAGAAGUACAUCCGCGAGCUCAUCGACAUCGAGGAGAAAGCUCGCAGGCUGGUCGUGCAGGCCAUACAGCACGAACACGCGCUGCGGCGCCUUGAGAGUGGCAGCGGCGCCAGCGGCAGCAGCCGCGAGGAUCUCCAGCAACUGCCGGAAUACGUCGAGGAGCAACGGCGCCUCGUGAGGUGCAUCGCGCACCUCAACUCGGUGGCGAACCAACGCCGGAAGGGGCGGGACGACCUGGGAGUCGACAUCCUCUCCACCGCGGUGGGCACCCUGCAGCGAUGCAGCGCUGCGGAGAGAGGCGGCACGAGAUCGGAGGCGGUCAGCGCGGCGCGGAUCCUGGCCACGGACGUGGUCAACGCGUUCGAGGCCAUGCGUGCCUACCUGAGGGAGGUGGAGCGCUGCCUGGAACAGGUGGACCCUCACCUCUGCAACAACGAGGGGCUGGUCACAAGGCUUGUGGACUGGGAGGAGAGCUGGGAGGUGGGCACGCGCUACGUGCGCCACGAGCAGCUGCUGGACUCGGUCUGGGAGCGGGAGCAGCGGCGUAGGACUGAGCUGAGCGCGGGCGGCGUCGCGAUGGAGGAUCGUGACACUGACGACGACAUUGUUCCCGUCGAGGUCCAGCGUGCCCCGUCAGCACAGGUAGUCGCGCCGCAGGCCGCCCCGAGACCCCCGACCGACCCAGCGCAGCUUGGACUGGCGCAGUAUAUCAUCGGGGCUCUCAACCAGUCGAUGGAGGUGAAGCUGGACGUAUUGCAGACCCGCGUCGACGCACUGCAGCGCACCUCGGAGGCCAGCAGCCGGGACAUCUCCGCGGUGCUGGCCAACCUGAGGGCGCAGGAGGCCAGGUUGGAGGCUUUCGAGGAGGGCCGAUCCUCGGCCGUGAGCUCGGUCGGCGGGAAGAACAGCAAACACGUGAUGUUCGUCGCUGGAUUCCCUGGCACAUGGGACAAGGAUGAGGUGGAGAAGCACUUGCGCACGGAGCUCGCCAAGACGGUUUCCCUGGAGGCGCAUGGGAUCACCGAGAUCUACGGAGUUGGGCGGUUUUGCGAUCAGGCCAAAGUGGUCUUUGCAAACAAUCAGAAGAUGUGGGGCUUCAUGAAGCGCUGGAAGGGCCAGAAGAUCCCCUGCCCUGGGGCUCGCAACGACAAGCUGUGGCACAAGGUCGACCAGGACCCUCAUGAGGUGGAGCUCUCCCGUCGGGUCAGCUGUGCGGUGCGGAUCCUGCGCGAGUUCGGCAUCCAGACGGGGCUGUGCACGGAGGAGUCGAAGCAGCGGACCUUCGAUGGAGACUGGGACCGCGGACAGGUUGUGUUUCGCAAGAACAGCACGGAACGGCCAGUUCUUCUGCUACAUCGCUCGAGGACGUCAGACCUGCUUGAGGUCAGCACCGACGCCGUGGCAGCGGCCGCCUUGGACCAGGAGCUCAAGGAUCUGCGCUACGUUAAGGACAUCAGGGACCUCACAGUUCUUGGGUGGAAUGCGAGAGGUGUCCUUGCGAAGCGGCGUCGUGCCGUGCUCGAGUCGCUGACCGACGAAUUCGAUGCGAGUUUGAUCCUUGUUCAAGAAUGGUGUGUAGCAGGUGGAGCCCAGCAGACCUAUGACGGCUAUGUUGUGCACGUGUCGCCUCCAUGGGGGGCUUGGCAGAGGUGUGCGAUAGCGGUGGCCAACUCCUCGGCGCCCUCCGUCAUUGGCGAGCCGCAGUUCCACGGGCGCACCAUGGCCCUGGACUUACAGUUGCCUGUCUGGGGCCGCGUGCGGGCUAUCACCAGCCACCUGUUUUCGCAUAUUGUUCGAUGUGAGUAUGCUGAGACCAUCCAGCAGCUACUGGCCGAGUUUGAUCUGAUUGCUGCCAACGCCUAUUCCCGUGGACAGCGGGGUCAGGCCACUUGCUUCUUUGACAAUCGCAAGGGGCCCAGGCAGAUCGACUUCAUGUUGAUCCACCGCGAUUGGCUAUCGCGGACGCACUGCCAGGCCCGCUUCACCGACGCCUCAUCGAGCGACCACCUGCCGCUCCUCCUGCGCUGCCACGCGGGCCACGGAGUCCCCGCGAUCGCUGGCCACACCGAGCCGACGCCGCUGGAGACCAUCGAACGCCCACCACGGAAACCAGUGGGUUGGCAGGUCGAAGAUGCCCAGCUGUUCAGCUCCACCAUCUGCACGUCCCUGCAGAUCAGCUACACUCCUCCAGAGACUGCGAUGUACACUGAGGGGGACGUGACUAAUGCUAUGGGGAUCUUCACGGAUGGCUCUGCUCGGCGAGGACGAGACAGACAGCGGCGUCAUCGGUGCCACGCGGCUGGCUGGGGGUUCGCACUCUAUCACGUAGCCGAGCCAAGCGACCAGGACACCAGUCUUCUGGAGGCCUGUGGUCAGGUCAUCACUGAUGUGCAGGACCCUCGGCAUGUGGGCGCGACGUGCCUAUCGGCGAACACGGGUGAGUUGACAGCCAUCGUAGAGGCGCUGCUCUGGCUACUCGGACAGCGUCUACUCGCUCAGCCACUCGCGCGAGACGCCACCCGCAUCCUCGUCAGCACUGACUCUACGUACGUUCGCAAAUUGUUGCAGGGUGUCUUCCAGCCGAAGGAGAACUUCGAGCUAGCGACCUUGGCCACCCACCUGUGGCAGCACUGCCAGACCUUUUUUGACAUGAUCAUCAGAUGGGUGAAGAGCCACAAUGGGAACACGGGUAACGAGCAGGCUGACUAUCUCGCCAAGUUGGGUAGUGACCAGCGCCACAUCGACAGCCACUGGAGACGGCCAUGCCCUGCGCCUGACUGGGACGCAGCCGCCUUCGAGGCCACCUGCGCUGCCCGCCAGGCAGCCUGCCGAGCGGCGCGGAAGCGGCGCCAGGCCGACAUCCUCAGUGAGGACGCGGGCGCUGCGCUGGGGUAUCGCCGGGCCUCGCUGGGCCUGCUGUCCACCUCCAUCUGCGCGGCCGCCGCGAAGGCUGGCCACGUUCCGCGCCGAGGCCGGUGGCGGCCCCCGCCAGGCGACGCCCAGCUGCUCCAGCUGCAGGCUCUGGAGCGCGCGCGGGCCGCGGAGGAGGGCCCGCGAGUCAGACAUCUCAUGGGGCCCGCGGUCUGCAAUAUGAAGCGGGCUAUGAGAGAUCGUUGCGCUACUGAGCAUCUGUCCCGUCUGUGCGAUCGCGGUCGAGCUGAGAAGGCCUACAAGACGGGGCGCCCAGUCUAUUGCUUGGACAAGAUAGAUGGCGGCCAGGCGACCACCAGCGCCGAGCGACUGCAGGAGGCCCAUGCUUUCUACACUCAGCUGUUCCAGGACGCGACCAGUGACGGACAGUUGCCAGACUGGAUCCACCAGCAGUGGUCAGCCGAGGAGCAGCAACAGUCCGUGCCCUUGAGCCUCCCGCUCCUCCGAAUGUGCAUCGGUCGUCUGAAGAGCUGCGAGUCCUGUGACGAGACCGACAUGAUUGUGGGCGAAAUGCUUCAGGGGCUGGAGACGGAUGUCCUUGAGCACCUGCUGCAGGCUGUCAGACUGCGGCUCAGGAAUCACAUCUCGGACUAUUUCGACACGGCCUGGAGCGAUCACGUGGUGCAGCUCAUCCGAAAAGUGCCAGAUGCCCGCAAGAUUAGUCAGUUUCGCCAGAUAGCCCUGAUUUCUGUGCUGCGCAA